This is a messenger RNA of Papilio polytes (common Mormon), 941 nucleotides long. RefSeq names its product thioredoxin-like protein 4A (gene Dim1). Gene Ontology annotation, cellular component: spliceosomal complex; U4/U6 x U5 tri-snRNP complex; U5 snRNP. Bases 281 to 709 code for a protein of 142 amino acids. The record is from RefSeq and is a predicted model, not a curated record. Gene Ontology annotation, biological process: mRNA splicing, via spliceosome. NCBI's taxonomy places the organism in Eukaryota, Metazoa, Arthropoda, Insecta, Lepidoptera, Papilionidae. The transcript has 3 exons.
AAUUGACAAUUGAUAAAUGACAGUGAUAUAAGGAAAACACCAAUAACAAUUAUCGUUGUUGAUUUGAUCAUUCUGAAUGAUUAAUGUGUUCUGUUCUUUAGUGGCUAUUCUAAAACUUACACCAAAUAGGUAUAAAGCCUUAAUUUAACUUCGUGUUUGAUGUGUGUCCUGUAUAAAGAUUCACGAAAUCUUCCUUUUCCCAUCGACGAGAUAGAUGAACACAUUCAAAUAGUCUGCAGUAUAAUUUGAUUGUAAACGAGAAAGUCCAACAUAUCUCAAGAUGAGUUACAUGCUGGGGCAUUUGCAUAAUGGGUGGCAAGUGGACCAAGCUAUCUUGUCUGAAGAAGACCGUGUUGUGGUAAUCCGCUUUGGACACGAUUGGGACCCGACAUGUAUGAAGAUGGAUGAAGUGUUGUACAGCAUUGCAGAAAAGGUUAAGAACUUUGCUGUGAUAUACCUUGUGGACAUAACUGAAGUACCAGACUUCAACAAAAUGUACGAGCUGUACGACCCAUGCACGGUGAUGUUCUUUUUCCGCAACAAACACAUCAUGAUCGACCUUGGCACCGGCAACAACAACAAGAUCAACUGGCCACUUGAGGACAAGCAGGAGAUGAUCGAUAUCAUAGAGACGGUGUACCGUGGCGCGCGCAAAGGCCGCGGUCUCGUUGUCUCGCCCAAAGACUACUCUACCAAAUACCGAUACUGAAGUGUCCCCAACAACAACACAAUACAACUCUGUGGGACACAGUCACACACAAACUGUGCCCGUUAUGACUGAAGCAUAUUCCUAUGCCGAUGGAAAAUGGUGAAUUCUAUUUUGUUUCAUACAAAGUGUACAAGUGAGAAUUAAAAAAACAAAAGUCGGUGUAAAUUUAAUUUUAGAAUAUUCGGGCAAUCCAAAUGCCUAAGAAGUGAGAAAUAAAGAUUACAUAUUUUUA